CUAGUGAGGUGUGUGGUGUCAGUCGUUGUCACACAGCAGGACGUACGCUGCACGGCGCUACACGGAGACACUGUGUGUCUGUGUGUGAGUGUCGCUUUCCAGCCAAGCGAGUCCCGUCUCCAGUGUCUUUUUACGUCGCCGUGGACAGUGCGUGGUGCUCGUCUUAAGGUGUGCUGGUGAGUGGCGCCUUAGGGCGGGUGGCGUGGAUGGUGCGGACAUCCCGGUCGACUGGCCGUCACGCAGCCUAAGCGCAGCGGCAGAUGCACGGCGCCCCACAGGUACACGAUGGCACUGUUCAGGUGCCGCAGCACUCGCAUGGUCCUGGUGGCGCUGGGCCUCGCCACGGCCGCCAUCAUGACGUUGGGUUGGUGGUGGCGACUACUGGGGGCAUCGCGGCCAUUCCCAGGGCGAGACCCAGUCUUCCUGGAAGCCACGGGGCACUCCCAGGCCCCGCAGCUCUACCGCAGCACACACACGCGGCUACAGACGCACCCUGAUACAGCAGUCCCCGCUGACCGCUUCUGGCAUCUGGACCUAAAAGGCGGCGCCCCCAGGGUAGAGGUGCUGGAAAGCCUAAUGGUGUUGGCGGCGCGGGCUGGAGCCACGGGCGUGCUGGUGGAGUGGGAGGACGCCUUUCCUUAUACGGGCGCCCUUGCAAACUUGUCAGCACACACCGCCUACACCAUGCAGGAGGUGCACCGCAUCGCCGAGGCGGCCAAGGGAGCGGGACUCACACUGGUGCACCUGAUGCAGUCUCUGGGGCACCUGGAAUACGCCCUCAAGCUGCCGCAGUGGGCAGAGUUGCGGGAGGGCGAGAGCCCGGCAGAGGCGUGCCCUUCCCGACCCGCCACGGCCCGCCUGGUGACUGACGCCAUCGACCAACUGAUGAGUGCCAUGCCCUCGUCCCUGGUGCACAUUGGCGCCGACGAGGUAUUCACGCUGGGCCAGUGUUCUCGCUGCCGCGCGCGGGACAUGACCCCACUCAAUCUGUAUCUGCACCAUGUGCUGCACGUGGCCAAGCACGUCAGGACGCGGUGGGGCGUGCGUGUGCUCAUGUGGGACGACAUGGUGCGCCGCGCUCCCGUGCAGGCCCUACGCGCGUUGGCGGGCGUAGCGGAGCCCGUGGUGUGGGCGUACGGCCCGGACGUCACCCGCAUGGUGCCUGCCUAUAUCCUUAGGACCUAUGCCGCCAUCUUUCCUAAAGUCUGGUUGGCGCCGGCCUUCAAGGGCGCCACCGGUCCGCGAGCCAUCAUGCCGGACGCCGCUCGCCACGCCGCCAACACGCUGGCGUGGGUGCAAGUCGCCCAGCGUAUGCAACACGCGCGCCUCAACGUGGCUGGCCUGAUCAUCACCGGCUGGUCCCGCUACGACCACUUCUCAGUGUUGUGCGAGCUGCUGCCCCCCUCCACGCCCUCCCUGGUGCUGACGCUGCUCACUGCCUCCCGCGGCAGCCUCACCCCCGCCAGCCUGCAGGACGCACACGCCCUCCUCGACUGUCCGCCGCACGUCAUGCUGAAUCCUGCCCAGGACCGGCACCUGUGGGCUACCCGGGACUGUGCCUUCCCCGGGGCCAACGUGGCCGCGCUGCUGCACCGCUUCGCACGCCUUAGGGACGACGUGAAGGACAUGCACCACGAGGCAGAGGAGAAGGGCGGCUGGCUCACACCCUACAAUCUCCGCUAUAAUUUUUCCUCACCGGCACGGGUGCGCGAGGCGACAAUGAGCCUGAGGUCCCUCUCCUCCAGCCUGAAAGAGAUGUAUGAGGAAGCGCGCGCGGUGCUGUCACAGUACCACGACACCCACACAACCAAGGAGUGGACGGAGCAGCAUCUAGACCCCCUCAACACCACACUGACCUCUCUGCGCCGCGCCGCCACCACCCUACUUAGCUUCACGGUGUGGCCCAGACGACCUCUCGACUUGACUCGUCCUAACCAACUCACCAAGACACUUCGAAAUCACUCCCACUCUUCACUAACCCUCUAAACACAUAUUUAUAAUAAUAUUCCUAUUAGAAAAUGCAAUAAACGAUUCAAUAA
Molecule: messenger RNA, 2039 nt
Organism: Scylla paramamosain (green mud crab)
Lineage: Eukaryota; Metazoa; Arthropoda; Malacostraca; Decapoda; Portunidae
Product: hexosaminidase D-like
Exons: 1
Coding region: 286-1986 (566 amino acids)
Biological process (GO): carbohydrate metabolic process
Molecular function (GO): hexosaminidase activity
Source: RefSeq, a predicted model, not a curated record